AUGGCGACACCGCCAACGUUAUCGACACCCCGUCUUAGCUACCCAUGGACAUUCUCAUUAGCCAAGGUUCUUGAGAAUAGCGUCGGCCCGCUCCCGUGCCCUGUAGCGACCCAAGGGGCUGAGCUUGUUCCGCCACCCGAAACUCCAGCCCUGCGAUACCCUCCCCCGGAUCCCGCCUUCGUCGAAACCCUCACCGAGCGACUCGAAAAACUCGCCUGGCGACAAAGAAUACGCAUCAACGUGUAUGGUGUAGACUUUGCAGAGGAAUGGCCCAUCUCAAGGACACCCCGGCUCCUAGCAGAGGAGGCCGCGGCUCGACGGAUUGCAUUCUUGGAAAAGGAUCUGCAUCUCGACUCGAGCUCCACUUCCGAGUCUGAAGGUGAGAAUGAGAGGAGGAUACUGCGAUUGAAGAAGAUGUUGCGGCGAUCCCGGAAACAAACCCGACCACGUGGUGCUCAACUCCCUUCGCCCCAGUCGACGACGGAAGAAGAGGCAGGAGAGCAAACCCCCGCGGCGAAGCCGUGUCUGAAGCGCAAACGGUCUAAAGUACUGUUCGAGCCGACGAAGAUGGCAAAGACGUCGAAGGAACUGGCUGUUUCCAGGAUCAAUCUGCCAUCGACGGCGAACGGGGGGGAGGCUCCGAUGUCGUAG
This is a messenger RNA of Fusarium vanettenii 77-13-4, 651 nucleotides long. RefSeq lists its product as uncharacterized. Bases 1 to 651 code for a protein of 216 amino acids. Lineage: Eukaryota; Fungi; Ascomycota; Sordariomycetes; Hypocreales; Nectriaceae. The transcript is spliced from 2 exons. The record is from RefSeq and is a predicted model, not a curated record.